CGUGAAUGCAUCUCUAUCCACGUGGGCCAGGCAGGUGUCCAGAUUGGAAAUGCCUGCUGGGAGCUUUACUGCCUGGAGCACGGGAUCCAGCCUGAUGGCCAGAUGCCCAGCGACAAAUCCUGUGGACGAGGAGACGAUUCCUUCAACACCUUCUUCAGCGAGACCGGAGCUGGGAAGCACGUCCCCAGAGCCGUCUUCGUGGACCUGGAGCCCACAGUCAUCGAUGAGGUGCGUACUGGAACCUACCGCCAGCUGUUCCACCCUGAGCAGCUGAUCACUGGUAAAGAGGAUGCUGCAAACAACUACGCUCGUGGUCACUACACCAUUGGAAAGGAGAUCAUUAACCCUGUUCUGGACKGGAUCCGCAAACUGGCGGACCAGUGCACCGGCCUUCAGGGCUUCCUGGUCUUCCACAGCUUCGGUGGAGGAACCGGUUCUGGUUUCACCUCCCUGCUGAUGGAGCGUCUGUCUGUGGACUACGGCAAGAAGUCGAAGCUGGAGUUCUCGGUCUACCCAGCUCCUCAGGUGUCCACAGCUGUGGUGGAGCCGUACAACUCCAUCCUGACC
Molecule: messenger RNA, 567 nt
Organism: Austrofundulus limnaeus
Lineage: Eukaryota; Metazoa; Chordata; Actinopteri; Cyprinodontiformes; Rivulidae
Product: tubulin alpha-1C chain
Biological process (GO): microtubule-based process
Cellular component (GO): microtubule
Molecular function (GO): structural constituent of cytoskeleton; GTP binding
Source: RefSeq, a predicted model, not a curated record